AUUAAUGUAUAUAUGUUUUAAGAUACUACGAGGUACUAUUACCAAGAAUUUACUUGCUAUUAGUCGGAUAAAUUUCAGGAUUGUUUCGUUGAAACAAUACAAGCGAUAGAACAACAGAGAUAGAACGAUGCAACAACGAUUAUGUUAAAACGGCGACGAAGAGUUACAUAGUAUUAAGUUUUGAUAGAACCUUGAAUCUUAGCGCAAGUAAUUUUCUCGCGAAUCAUCUUUUCUCGAUUGUAUAGAUGAUUAUGCAAGCUUUGCCCGGAAAUACUUAAUUGGCAAAAAAUUAAUCGCAUUGUUUCACAGAGAGCCGGCAUAAUACAUGGGUGCAGAGAUAUAGCGUUAAAAAGUAAAGUUGUUCAUUAACUUCAAAACAAAGCGUUUACACGAAAUCUCUAUAUACGCAUAUAUAUAAAAUGCUAUUUUAAUUAAAAGACGAUAUUCUUUACUAACAUGUUCUUUGUAAGUUUAUUUAUAAUUAGUAUUUUUCAAAUUUCACUUAUACGAUCACUGAUCGGACGUUUGAAAUUUCGCGCUUAUUUUUAGUUAGAAAUGAAAAGAGCGCCGUUGCUAGAUGGCAGCAUUUACCACUACCUUAACGAUGCGUUUCGUGAUAUCUGGAGAUAUCGAAAGUAUUUCUACUGAAUCGUAUCAUUGAUCUAACGAUAAAUUCACAAUCGUUUCGAGUCUUCCACUUGCAAUCGUUUCUCGAGAAUCGAAAGGAAAACGCGCGCACUUUAAUAAAUAAAAAGGAGUGCAUUGGAAAUGUCAAAGGGAAUAAUAGUACCUAACCUAUCCCGUGAUUAUUUACAUGCCUGUCAAUGCGGAGAUUUGUCAAAAAUCCAAAAUCUUACUUUAAAGUACGACGUACAGGAUUGGACGGUUUUUCGGCAUAUGGUUUCCGGUGACACUCCUAUGCACGUUGCAGCGCGCGAAGGUCAUCUGAACGUAAUCGAGUAUUUAUGCGACUCUUUCGAAAGACCUGUUGACUUUAAAGUCAACGUUGUUAACAAGGAUAUGAAAAGGCCGCUGCACGAAGCAGCGCAAUUCUCGCGUAUUCACGUUCUACGUUACUUAAUAGAAAAAGGUGCAACCAUCGACUGUUUGAAGCGUGCCGAUUGGACGCCACUGAUGUUAGCGUGCACGAAGAUUGGUAGCGAGGCGUGCGAGUGUAUCAGGACAUUACUUGAAGCAAAGGCGGAUCCUUUGAGAAGGAACAAAGACGGUUGGAUACCUGCAUUUAUAGUUUGUCGUUCUGGUGACGUUAAUGCACUUAGUUUAUUUUUGGAUUACGCUCCUGAAAGUAUCGCUCUUCGAAGUAACAACGGUCGUAGUACUCUUCAUAUAGCUGCUUUCAACGGACACGAAGAGAUAAUCGAUUUGCUCUCAACUGCGGAUCCGGGUCUGGUAAAUGCACGUGAUUCAUCAGGUGCUACGCCUCUUCACGAAGCUGUUAAGAGCGGGAAUUUAAACGUACUAAAGCGUUUGAUACGAUUGGGUGCGGAUUUUCGCGCCGUCGAUAAGGUCGGUCAAACAAUCCUACAUAUAGCUUCUUUAAUAGGAAAUAUGGUAAUGCUGGAAUAUAUUUUAAUGAAUAAUUUCAUUGAUGUACACGAGAAAGCAUUUUUUGAUGUUACACCUUUGGUCGCAGCUCGUCGAAGUAAACAAAUGGAUGUAAUCAACUUGUUAAUAAAAUAUGGAGCUGAGAGAUAAUUAUUCUUUUUUAGAAAAUGGACACAGAUUUAAACCACAAAUUUUAUAAUGAUUAUUUCUAAACCUUAUUCCCUUCACAUUACUACAAUUGAUCAUCGAAAUUAGGAUUAAAAUUAAAGAUAAGGAUUAAUGAUUUUUCUUCAGAGAUUGGUACACAUUUAUUUAUCCUUUUUCUCUGUAUCAUCGGACAGUCUUAAAGAAGCAAUACAAAAUCAAGAAACGGAGAUUUCUUAUCCGAUUUGGAAAUACCUAAGUUUUACAAUCUUGUCUUAUCUGCGUUCCUAAUGCGCGCAGGCAGGCAAUGGCGGAAAGAUCUUGGCGGUUCGCGAUAAUUAAAUGAAUUUAUGGAGGAAAGAUAAUUGUAAAAAAAAAA
This is a messenger RNA of Polistes dominula (European paper wasp), 2089 nucleotides long. RefSeq names its product ankyrin repeat domain-containing protein 16. Lineage: Eukaryota; Metazoa; Arthropoda; Insecta; Hymenoptera; Vespidae. The record is from RefSeq and is a predicted model, not a curated record. Gene Ontology annotation, molecular function: protein binding.